Colletes gigas is the source of this 2182-nucleotide messenger RNA. Its product is annotated as dnaJ homolog subfamily C member 9. The transcript is spliced from 2 exons. Lineage: Eukaryota; Metazoa; Arthropoda; Insecta; Hymenoptera; Colletidae. The record is from RefSeq and is a predicted model, not a curated record. Bases 194 to 1765 code for a protein of 523 amino acids. Gene Ontology annotation, molecular function: heat shock protein binding. Gene Ontology annotation, cellular component: nucleus; cytoplasm.
AACAAUUAGACCGGGUCUAGCCCACUGCUAGACGCACUGUAAUUUUCGGCUAAAAUCCCUACCACAAUGACUGUAAACCAUUGAGUUAGUUGGAGGAUGUGCGUACAAUAAUGAUACCUGCAUGCCACGAUAAUAUCGUAAUAAAGAAAUUUUACAAUUGAUUGCGCGAUUUUAAUAAUAAUUGAACGAUCCGAUGAUUAAAAUGGGUGCCAUUGUCGGACUGUUGCUAUUGACUCUUUUGUGUGCCAGUGUCGGUAGAGUGCAAGGCGAGUGCAGAUACGUGGAGAACAAGGAUAUGGUAGAGUACUCGUGCGUAGGUGGUCAGCUCUCCGAUUUGAACGACCUUCCGAAAUCUGUUGGAAAGAUUCUCAUUACAGACAUGCCAAUUUCUCUGAUAACUAGAGACACGUUCUCAAGGUUUCGCUCCAAUCUCUGGGUCCUCGGUUUGUCCCAUUGUGGGGUAACUGAUAUCGAGCCGGACGCUUUUCGACAUUUCUCGGAUCUCCAGCAACUGAGUUUGGAGAACAAUCACUUGACCACCGUCAAGGAAUCUUGGUUCAGGGGCUUGAAUUAUUUAACGUACUUGGACUUGAAUUACAACCAAAUACGCACCAUCGAGGACGGUGUGUUCAAAAUGUUGCCCAGCCUCAUAGAGCUGAGGCUCUCUGGUAACCGUCUGGAAUGCUUGAAUAUCAAGGCUAUGUCGCAUAUAAAGGAUCUGAGGAGAAUAUUCCUCACCGAAAACACAGAGUUCAAGUGUCCCAACGCUGUAAGCACCUACCUCGAGAGCCGCGGGGUGCUCUUCGAAAGGGACCCUGAAUGGAAUAAAAUACCCGACGACUUGAUCGAGGUGGAAGCCCCGAUCGAGUACAGUAUCGAAUACGAGGAUGUCACUUCGGCUCCAACAACGCCGUUACCCACGCAUCGAGAAAGACUGCAUCCCACGCCACGGACACCGCGUCCCUCCAUGGAAUCGACGCCAUCUUAUCCACUGCCGAGGUUCCACACUACCGAAGAAGUCGUCUAUCGUCCGGAUUGGAGAACCGUAACUCCGGAUUGGAGAACCAUGCAAAGACCAUCGACGAUCUCCUACGAAGACGUUCAACAGCAUACAACGAUGAGACCACCGUACGACCCGAACAGUGUCUACGUUCCCCAAAGAGUUGUUCCACCUGUCGAUACAACAACGGGUUCGCCACCCGACGUGAGACAGUACGACAACUUGGAACCAACCUGGAGACCUUGGCCCAGAUUCCCAGAAACCACCAGCGCCACGUCCGAAUUCCCGCUUUAUCCGUCCCGUGAAAACGAGGACAGACGUUUCAAGCAACCGUAUUAUCUGAGCGAAACUACAAACCUGCCCCCAUUGGCACCUGGCCCGGAAGAUCGUCACGAAACGCCACCUUUCGUGGAAUCUAAUAUCGAUCACACCGCCUGGCCCGACUACAGACCCCCAGAGUAUAGGUCCCCGCCAACGGUCGCCCCAGCGUUUACGGUCAACGUUCGACCUAUGUCGCCAACGUCGCCAGAAAUUAAUCAAUCGGUUUGGCCAGCUCCUCAGGAUCGCUCGAUGUCUUUAGAGAACAGUACACCUAACCAAGGAGUAGCCGCAACGGGAGUCCCGCCAAUUGAGACGACCACCGACAAACCAUUACCUCAUUGUCCGAACAAGAAUCUAUCCUCGUCGUUGGAACGGUCGUUCGUCGUGCUGGUCGCCUCGGUUCUCCUGGUUUUCCUGGAGCAUGUCUUUGUGGAGGGAUUUUAGCUAAAAAUUUUUGUUUAAGUUCACGUUAACGAUAAUAAUUCUUCAUCGACGAAAUCACCUCGUUAGCGCGAAUCUGCACGGGCAUUUACGUUUAACGUUGUAACACGAAUCGCGGUGCUAAUGGAACGUUGACUGACGCUUAUUGAAACGAUUGAUCGCGGUAAUCCGAGUGGGUGAUUGAAGUGCAGCUGGUUUCAUCGUCUUCGAUCAUCUUUGAUCGCGAACCAAUCUUCAUCCAGUAUUGGUUAUCCGGAUACCACAGAGCCUGCAAUAUACACAAUUGGGCUAAAGAGGCACAAGAAGCUGAACGUUUAGAAAAAAUGCUAAAAAUCGAAAACGAGGAAAACGCAGCUGCCAACAAUUUAGCACUAGUGAUUCAAAGUCGCAACGAGGCUCGAGCAAGUCAGUCCGAUAAAU